AUGGACUCAAUCAGGGUCCAUAACUCCUUGAAGCCAGGAGGACCAGUUCCUUUCGUUCCAAUCGAGAAAGGGAAAGUAUCUUGGUAUGCUUGCGGUCCGACUGUCUACGAUCAAAGUCAUCUGGGCCAUGCUCGCAAUUAUGUAUCCACCGACAUUAUACGUCGUAUCUUGUUGCACUACUUUGGCUUCAAUGUCAAGUUUGUUAUGAACUUUACAGAUGUCGACGACAAGAUCAUAAUAAAAGCCCGAAGACAGCGUUUGCUCGACCUCGAGAAACAAAAGACUUACACCGAUGACGAACUCCUCGAGUUAGGAAAAGCAGCAUUCCAAGCCUAUGCAGAAAGCAACCUACCACAGCUUCUCGAGGGUGAGGGCGAACUAGAUGUGAACAACUAUAUUCCACGAAGAGAUGCGGCAUAUGGAAGCGUCUUGGCAGGUGGUGCUCUGGCAGGAGAUGGCAAGCCAGGUGAUGCUGAGGCAAAGCUCAAGAUGCACAUAAGCAAUAUGACAUCUGCAGUCAUUGCUAUAACCGGAAACCAGGUCUUUAAGGGCGCCGACGAAAUACUGUUGCCAUACCUAGAUUCCCUGUACAAGGAGACGAUCGAUACUAGCGACCAGUCAAUAUUCACGGACUUGACUCAAUAUAUGGAAGGGGAGUUCACUGACGAUAUGGAUGCUUUGAAUGUUCUCCGACCCGAUGUUGUUACGAGAGUCACCGAGUACGUACCGCAAAUCGCUAAGUUUGUUGAGAAAAUCCUUGAAAAGGGCUUCGCAUACGAAGCUGAAGGGUCCGUGUACUUUGAUAUUGCGGCGUUCGAAAAGGCAGGCAACCCAUACGCGAGACUUCGACCGGAAAACCGCAACGACAAGGCAUUGCAAGAGGAGGGAGAGGGUUCAUUAUCUAAAGGGCUGGGAGGAAAAAGAGGCGCUGGCGACUUUGCUCUGUGGAAAAAAUCCAAACCAGGCGAGCCAUACUGGCCAAGCAAAUGGGGCAAUGGGCGCCCAGGAUGGCAUAUUGAGUGCUCGGUAAUGGCAUCUGAUGUUCUGGGUCCACGGAUGGAUAUUCACAGCGGUGGUAUCGAUCUUGCAUUCCCGCACCACGAUAAUGAACUUGCUCAAAGUGAAGCUUAUUUCUGCCAGCAUGGCCACGAACAUACUUGGGUCAACUACUUUCUACAUAUGGGCCAUCUAUCAAUAUCUGGAUCGAAGAUGUCUAAAUCUCUUAAGAACUUCCAGACAAUCAAAGAUGCGUUGGCAUCUACCUACACGGCGCGCUCGAUGCGUAUAGUAUUUUUACUCGGUAAAUGGAACGAUGGGGUUGAAAUAUCUCCGGAUAUGCGCUUGGCGGCCGAUAGUUGGGAAACUGCGGUUAAUAACUUCUUCACAAACACAAAAGCGCUGCUGGCUGAAGCAGCCGACACGACAGCAGGUGUGGAUGGUGGCGUAAAGGCUCUCUCGAUUAGCAAUGAAAAAUCCCCAGAAAACCUACAAGCCGAUUUAGAGCAGGCCAAGAAAGAGGUUGAAGAGGCGCUCGUCAACUCAUUUGAUACCCCGGCAGUUUUGCGAGCGGUAGCAGAGGUGAUUAGAAAAGCUAACAUCCACAUUAGCGCCCACAAGGAUGACACAGAUUUUGUGACAGUUGAAGCAGUUGCGCGAUGGAUCACGAAGAUAGUCGGAAUUCUUGGUCUCGAUGCGAACGCAAAACCUCCCUAUGAGGGAAUCGGCUGGGUGUCAGCAGCCGCAGCAGCCAAUUUAGAUCCUCCAACUGCUGUACAACCAUACAAAGCAGUGUACAAGACCUUCUAUUCCGAUGUAAAAGCUCUCAAGCUUCCAGCCUCUGAGACUGUUACACAACUCUUAUCUCAGUCCCCUGACUCGGAAUUUGAUUCGUUGGCCAGUGCCGGGGUUAGAGACCCAGAGCAAUUGGCAUUGCCAUACUUGCGGGGAGUCGCAAAACUGCGUAACGAGCUUCGACGAUUAGCGCCAUCAGCGUCGCCAGAAACGAAGCAAUCAAUCCUUUCCUUAAGUGACCGAGUCCGAGAUUUCGAUCUCAGUAAUAUCGGCGUCUACUUGGAUGAUCGACCAGACCAGCCUUCAUUAAUCAAGUUUAUUCCUGCAGCGGAGUUAAUUGCGACAAGAGAAGAGAAGGCAGCUAGGGAAGCAGAAAAGGCGCGCGCCAAGGAAGAGGCGAGACGCGCCAAAGAGAAGGCGGACGAGGAGAAAUGGGAAAAGGCGAAGCUUGCGCCACAAGAUAUGUUUAAGGGCGAUGAUCGUUACAGCGAAUGGGAUACCGAUGGAUUACCAACGAAGAUGAAGGACGGCAGCGACGUGCCUAAGAGCCAAUCGAAAAAGCUGAAGAAGGAUUGGGAUAGACAGAAGAAGGCGCACGGCGAAUACCAGGCUAAGUUUGGUGGGAGCACAGCAUAG
Annulohypoxylon maeteangense is the source of this 2427-nucleotide messenger RNA. Its product is annotated as tRNA synthetases class I (C) catalytic domain-containing protein. Gene Ontology annotation, cellular component: cytoplasm. Lineage: Eukaryota; Fungi; Ascomycota; Sordariomycetes; Xylariales; Hypoxylaceae. Bases 1 to 2427 code for a protein of 808 amino acids. Gene Ontology annotation, molecular function: cysteine-tRNA ligase activity; ATP binding. The transcript is spliced from 3 exons. Gene Ontology annotation, biological process: cysteinyl-tRNA aminoacylation. The record is from RefSeq and is a predicted model, not a curated record.